UACACCUUCAAGUGAAGACAAGUAGUUCCUGUUCGGGUGAUGAGGAUAUAUUUUCCCUUUGAAAAUUUAGAUUUGUAUAAAAUUUCUAAAAAAAGUGGGACAAAUUUUGCCUGAAAUUUAAACUUUCUGGAAAGAGUUUAUUUUUUAAAGACUUUGCCAAAUUAAGAAUAAAAUUUAUAAUGGCGUUACGCGUGAGAAACGGGACCAAGUCAUACUUUAAAGGAUCCUACAUUCUGAAAGAUCUCAAUAUGAGCGUGGCUCGGGGAGAAAUUUAUGGACUCCUCGGUGCGAGUGGGUGCGGAAAGACGACUCUUCUCUCAUGCGUCGUCGGCCUGCGACAACUCGACCGUGGUGACCUUAUCGUCUUCGGACAACAGAGGAACGGUCACCUGGGUCACUUGUGCGGCUACAUGCCACAAGACAUUUCUCUCCUCAACGUGUUAACUAUUGACGAAGCGCUGCACCACUUUGGCUUAAUUUAUGGCAUGUCGGAAAAAGCGAUAGAAAACAAGAUCAAGUUCCUCGCCAGCUUUCUCGACUUGCCAGACUUGUCGAGACAAAUUCAGCAUUUGAGUGGGGGUCAGAAGCGGAGGGUGUCCUUAGCCGUGGUUAUGAUUCACAAUCCUGCCCUCCUCGUUCUCGACGAGCCAACAGUCGGCCUGGAUCCUCUGUUACGACAAAGAAUUUGGGAACAUUUAUUCGAAAUUUCACGCACGCGAGGGACCACCAUUAUAAUUUCGACGCAUUAUAUCGAAGAGUGCAAGCGGUGUGACAAGGUUGGUUUUAUGCGGUGCGGUCAACUUCUCGCGGAAGACACGCCCACCGCCCUUCUCACAAUGUAUGGCGAGACCUCCCUGGAAGGCGUGGCCCUUCACCUCUGCCGCCAGCAUGAGACGCGUCCCUCCAUCUCCGCCAACCCAGACGUCCUUAACGCCAAACCGCUUUCCAUAGAUCCCGACAAGAUCAUCGAGGACGAAGAGACGGGCGUCGUGAAGGCGAAAUUGUACCGGAAGUUGUCCAUCACCCUGCAUGACAACGUCGUCCUCUCGCCCGUCAAUGUACAAACGAACCAUAAAUCCGUCGUAAAAGCGCUCGUGCUUAAGGCGUGGCGGAGGAGAAAGCGGGACUGGAGACUCGUAUUUGCCGAACUCCUCAUGCCGAUCGUGGUCCUGAUUGUGCUGCAAAACGUGGUGGGUUUGGAGCCGAGAAAUAUUGGAGUUUCGUUAGUCACAGGGAACCCAAAUUUAACAAAUAAUGCCCAACUCGAGAAAUACUGUGAGGGAAGAGAUGUACAAAGGAGUAAUGGUUCAAGUCGAUGUUUCGAAAAUUUGGGAAUCUGUGAUUUCGUCGGGAAUUUCAAACCUUACGAGUUCAACUGGAUGACCACAGAUUCUUGGGAGAACGGGUUGUACAACAUUCGUGCUGGAAAAUCAGUAGCAUUAGUGGAGUUCCCGCAUAAUUACACGAACCACAUGAGGAACCGGAUACUCGAGAGAAAUUACGUUUCGAACGAAACCAUUGAUGGAACCACGAUCUCAAUCGCGAUGGAUCAGUCAAAUAUUAUAACUGCCACCUGGAUAAAGCAAUUAAUUGUGACCAACUACUUAAAAUACAUUGGCGCCAUGGCAACGUCAUGCGGUGGCAGUGAAGAAUCUGUCCAGCCACCACUUUACUUCCACGCGAUCUAUGGGGGUUUGGGGAUUGAAAGCAUUAUUCGAUUUUCCGAGCCCGCUAUGCUAGUCGUGUUAAUGAUGUUCCUAUCGCAGUCGGGCGGUAUAGUAUGGAUCGUGGAUCGCUCAGAAGGUUUGGAAGAUCGCGAUUACGCGGCCGGUGUGACGCUGCGGCAUCGCAUCGCGGCCUCCUUGCUGACCGACUCGACCAAGAUUGUCAUCCAACUCAUCGUCUUCGUCACUUUGCUCACGGCGGUGUACGGGAUGCGGGUCAAGGGGUCGUGGGUGCUCAUGUUAGCGCUCGUUUUCCUAGCGUCCGUUGAAGGACUAGCGAUCGGUUGGAUGAUCGGAACGUUGCGGGAUACAGCGCUCGAAGCGAUCAUUAUAGUUCUUUGGAUUUUCAUUACGCAGGCGUCCGCGUCAGGUCUGUUUUUUCCCUUGGAGUGGUCGCCAGACUAUUUCCGCCAGUAUUUUAGCCACUGGUUGCCCUCCACCUACCCGAACGACGCACUAAGGUCGAUCGCAUCGAGGGGGUGGGGAUUAGACAACUUUUAUGUGACGAGAGGUUUCGUCACUUCUCUGGGAUGGACCUUAGUCUGCGUUUUGAUCGUGUUACUGGUGGAAAGUCGGAAACACAAGUAGAUGGAAGUACGGGCUACUUUUUAAUUUGGCCGGAACUAUGAAGUGUUUGGAUGCUGUAGAAGACUGAUUAGUUGCCGGCAACAUUUUCCUUAUUUAUUUGUACAAAUGUGUAAUUUUCGUAUGUAUAUAUAGUUUACGAUGGAUAAUUUGCAUUAUUAAAAAUAGUUGUACCCUUUUCUAAGGUAAAUGCAGUAUUAUUAUUAUUUACUUAAUCUGGUACUAUUCCCGAGGAAAUAAGCUGGCGAGUAUUCGGAGUGCAUAUAUUUUUAAAAAGGGAAUUUAAUUACCUACAUGCAAUUUACAAUUGUUAAAAGGCUGUUUUAUCGAGAGGAUGAUUCCUAUUAAAUUGUAAUUUAUUAAAUCUACACUUUGUAGUAGAGUUUGUGAAAUGUGCAGCUUGUACUGCUAAAUCGAAAAUGCAAAUGUAAAUUCGCUUCGCAAUCAUACAGACAUAUAUUUACAUAAGUACUAUUCACAAAAUACGGAGUAAGAACCACACUAUUUAUCUAUGUAUUACUUUCCAUUUAAAUAAAUAUAGUUCUAUUUAUUGCUAACAAUACAACUCACUUGAUCCUAAAAAUGAAUCAGUGAAUAACUCAAACCUCAACGAAGUUUUAUUAAUAAGUAAAUGUUUAUGUAACAUAAGUAUUUAAGUAGUUACAAAUAAAUCAGUAUGUACGUAAACAUUUACACGAAA
This is a messenger RNA of Folsomia candida, 3009 nucleotides long. RefSeq names its product ABC transporter G family member 23. NCBI's taxonomy places the organism in Eukaryota, Metazoa, Arthropoda, Collembola, Entomobryomorpha, Isotomidae. Gene Ontology annotation, molecular function: ABC-type transporter activity; ATP binding; ATP hydrolysis activity. Gene Ontology annotation, cellular component: membrane. The record is from RefSeq and is a predicted model, not a curated record. The coding region runs from base 180 to 2312 and encodes 710 amino acids. The transcript is spliced from 15 exons.